AUGAAUCAUCCUGUUCAUCUCUCUCUUGUAUUAAUUGCCCCUUCUUUUUCUCAUUUCCAUAUCAGUUGCAUUUUCUCUAUGGCCAUUCUAUUGGAGUUUCUGUUUUCCAGUUAUUUUUCUCUUUCUUCCAUAUUAUUUGCCUUUGACUUCUCUCACUUACCUAUUAUUUAUCUCCACUAUUUCUCCCUUCCAUAUUAUUUGCCCACUUUUUCUCUCACUUUCGUAUUAUUGGCCUUUUCUUCCUCACCUUGUCAUAUUAUUAGUCUUCACUCUCUCUCACUUCAAGAUUAUCUUCCUCGUCUUUUUCUCAUUAUCCCAUUCCUCUUUCUCUCAUUAUUUCCUUCCUCUUUCAUUCAUUAUUGCCCUCCUUUUUCUCUCAUCAUUUUCCCCCUCUUUCAUUCAUUAUUUUCCUCCUCUUUCUCUUAUUAUUUUCCUCCCCUUUCUCUCAUUAUUUGCCAACUCUUACUCUCACUUCCAUAUUAUUUGCUCCUGUUUUCUCUCACUUCUGUAUUAUUUGCUUCACUCUUUUUCUCUCUUCCAUAUUAUUUACCUCCUCUUUCUUGCCAUUCCGUAUUAUUUCCUCUUUCAUUCUCUCAUCUGUUUUAUUUGUCUACUAUUUCUCUCUCUUACACUCCACACUUUCUUUCAAUUUCCUAUUCCUUAACACCUCUUCCUCUCAAUUCUUUUCCUAUCAUUGUCUCCUCUUUCUUGCCCUUCCGUAUUAUUUGCCCCUCUUUCUCUUUGUUCCAUAUUACUUAUCUUCUCCUUCUCUCUCUUCUGUACUAUUUUUCUCCUCUUUAUCUCACGUUCCAAUUAUUUGCCUCUUCUUUCCCUCAUUAUCCUAUUAAUUUUCUUCCUCUAUCUCUCACUUCAGUAUUAUUUGCCUGCUCUUUCUCUCUUCUAUAUUAUUUGCCUCCAUUUUUAAUCACUUCCAUAUUAUUUGCUCCCCCUUUUCUCUCUACUGAAUUAUUUGCCUUCUCUUUCUCUCUUGGAGGUAAGGCCAUAACACCCUCUUCACUUACCUCCUCUUUCUUACUCUUCCUUUUUAUUUGCUUCCUCCUUCUCUCUAUUCCGUAUAAUUUAACUCCUCUUUCCCUUUCUUUCUCUUCCUUUUUAUUCAUCUCCUUUUUCUCUCCCUUCCGUAUUAUUUGCUUCCCCUUCUCUCCAUUCCGCCGACACUUUCUUUGUUUUCUAUUAUUUAUCUCCUCUUUCUCUCACUUUCCUAUGAUUUGUUUAGUUUACUCUUUCUCUCCCAUCCAUAUAGUUUGCAUUCUCUCAAUUUCCCUCCCGUAUUAUUUGACACCUCUUCUUUGUCACCCUUGCUUUUAUUUGUCACCCUUGCUUUUAUUUGUCUCCUUUUUUCUCAUUUUCCUUUUAUAUGCCUCUUCGUUCUCUCCCUAUCCUAUUGUUGGCGUCCUCUUUCUCCCCAUUCUUCCGUAUUAUUUGACACCUCUUUCUAUUACUGCUGUAUUAUUUGCCUCCUCUUUAUAUCAGUUUCCUAUCAUUAUCUUCUCUUUCUAUACCAUCCGUAUUAUUUGCCUGCUCUUUCACUCUCUUCUAUAUUAUUUGCUUCCUCAUUUCUUUCUUCCGAAUUAUUUACCUCCACUUUUUCUCCUUUCAGGUAUCAUUUGCCUCCUCUUCAUCACCAUUCUAUAUUAUUUGCUUCCUCUUCCUUUCACUUCCCUAUUAUUUAUCUCCCAUUUCUCUCCGUUAUAG
This is a messenger RNA of Acanthosepion pharaonis, 1716 nucleotides long. Lineage: Eukaryota; Metazoa; Mollusca; Cephalopoda; Sepiida; Sepiidae. The record is from the annotation of a GenBank genome assembly.